Chaetura pelagica (chimney swift) is the source of this 1392-nucleotide messenger RNA. RefSeq names its product pleckstrin homology domain containing, family S member 1 (gene PLEKHS1). The transcript has 14 exons. The record is from RefSeq and is a predicted model, not a curated record. Lineage: Eukaryota; Metazoa; Chordata; Aves; Apodiformes; Apodidae. The coding region runs from base 1 to 1392 and encodes 463 amino acids.
AUGGCUUCUACUAGCAAAAGAAAUUCUGCAGUGGCAACUCAAAAUGCGUUUUGCCCUGAAGCUGGAGUCUGCAAGCAUGGAUUCCUCAUCAAAUCACCACCUCUUCAACUUCUUAGCUCACAGAAUUCCUGGAAAAGACGUUUUUUCAUCCUGUUCAAAUCCAGCAAGGGCAAUUACUUCCUGAAGUAUCUAAAAGGCCAGAACAUAAAAGGCUCCAUAGCUGUUGAUGAAAUCAUAAAUAUCGAAGUUGGCAUAAGCAAGUCUGAAAUUAUGGAAAUGGUGAGGAAGAUGUUUAAAUGCCUUCCUGAACAGGUGAUGUCCAUCAGCACUGGCAACAGAUGUUACUACCUUAUUGGGAGCAGCAGGGAGGAAACAGAAGACUGGGUUACUGUCAUAUCUUCAGUCUCCAGGGACGCCGAAAGAGGUGGAUGCUGCCCCCAGAACCAAGAGCUUCCCUGCCCAGCAAUCAGAAGCCGACCCUCCUCUUUGCCACUACCCUGGAAUGCUAUAGAUCCAAUGAGUUUCCCAGAAAGACAAUGCUACCAGAAGGAGAAUGGUUCUUCCGAAGACAAGAACAGGCCUAAUUCAGACCCUGGUCCUCAUCAGGAUCACUGUGACUCACCAAGAGGAUUUUUUCCAAGCCUGCAAGGUAAAAACCUGAGAAAGAGUGAGGAGAAUCUGCUGUUGUCAGAUACAGAUGAAGACAUCACGAAAGAAGAAGAAGAUUAUUACCAAACUCCCAGCAAUAUCUUAGCAAAGUACCCUACUGAAGUAUCAAAGCCUGUCCCUACAGCUGGGUCUGAUGUCCAUCUGGUAGAGGCACCAGUGCAGGACAACCCCAUAAAGGAGGACAUUUAUAUGCCAAUGAAAUCACUUAGGUUGAUUGACAAGAGCUGCCAGCUCACAUGCAGAUAUGAUGGGCUCCCAUCUCCUCCCAAAUGUCAAGACAACAGUGUUUGUCCAAAAGACUUGGAAGCAAACAGAGACCUAAAAUUCCCAGAAAGCAGCAGCAGCCAGCAGCCAGCUCUCCAGAGGAGGCAAAAUUCAUUACCACUUUCUGUGGUUCAGUUAUCUAUACUGCUGAGUCAAGUUACAGAUGAGUCCCAGCUGCAGAAGUUGGAUAUUUUCAUCCCCCUGGCUGAUAUUAACAGUUACCUAAAGCUUACUGAAGCAGCAGGACACAUAUGUGUUUCACAGUGGACUGGUCCCCACCGACUGGGAUGUUUGUUUAACCAUGGAGACCAUAUAGUGGCUGUGAAUGAUCUGCAACCCCAGGAUGUAGAGGAGGCUUACUUAUUCAUCAGCAGGUCCACAAGAAAGGAGGUGAAACUUACUGUAUGUAGGAUUCCACAUUCUGAUAUCUUCCAUGUUAAAGGCUGUUCAAGUUCCUGA